Messenger RNA from Podarcis muralis (Common wall lizard), 3803 nucleotides. The record is from RefSeq and is a predicted model, not a curated record. Lineage: Eukaryota; Metazoa; Chordata; Lepidosauria; Squamata; Lacertidae.
AGAGGUCGGGGUCGGCCUCUCGCUCUGUAUGUGUGAGCUUCUUGCUUUUCUCCUCCGGCUGCAGAAAAAAGCCGCGCGUCCCCUUCUCUCUUUUUGCAGCGGGGGCCUCUGAAGGUUCCACCUACCCACCAUGGAAAGAGAGAAAAGAGAGCUUAUGGCACUGCGAGACAGGUAGCUGCGAGAGAGGUGUGCUUCCCAUGCCUGAGAACUGAGUGCGUCCAAUUCCAAGCAUGCCAUUGCCCCAGUACAAUGCUGGGCCUGUCCGGCACCUGUGUUCUCUCUGCCGUCUGCUUCUCUGGGCUGAGAAGAGGCCCUGGGGGGCGCCUGGCGUUUGGAGGUCUUACUCCCAAGCGAGGAAGCCUGAAGGAAACCCGACGGAUCUCCAUAGCCAAGCAGGGAAAACGCCCCACCUGAAAAAUAAGGCAGAGAAACAGAAACGGCAGCGGGAGAGGCUGGAGGCCAUUGAAGCUGGGCUGCUUGCUGGGUCCCAGGAGCAGCCGCCAAGCCAAGCCAGGGGCCGAACCUUGAAAAGCACCGUUCUGUACGACAUCCCAACCGCAGCUGGAGAAAAGAAAGAUACCUCGGCACCGCUGCCCGUCUCAUAUAGCCCACGCUAUGUUGAAGCUGCCUGGUAUUCCUGGUGGGUGAAGGAGGGAUUUUUUAAACCAGAGCACCAGCACCUCCUGCCCCAUCGGAAGCCAGAAACGUUUUCGCUCUCUCUCCCUCCGCCAAACGUCACGGGGUCCCUGCACUUGGGCCACGCCUUAACCGUGGCUCUUGAAGAUGCUCUGGUACGUUGGAAAAGAAUGCAAGGCUAUAAAGUUCUGUGGGUUCCAGGGUCCGAUCAUGCUGGCAUUGCCACUCAGGCUGUGGUGGAAAGAAAGAUCUGGAAGGAGAGGGGAGUCCUCCGAAAAGAUCUCAAGCGGGAGGAAUUCCUCCAGGAGGUCUGGAACUGGAAAGAGGAGAAAGGGAACGAAAUAUUCCAGCAGCUGAAGGUGAUGGGAGCCUCAUUGGACUGGGACAGAGUCUGUUUCACCAUGGACUCUGGCUUCUCCCAAGCGGUGACCGAGGCCUUCGUGCGACUGCAUGAGCAGGGCCUGGUGUACCGGGAGAGGCGCCUCGUGAACUGGUCAUGUGCCUUGCGAUCGGCCGUUUCUGACAUUGAGGUGGACAACAGGCAGCUCAAAGGACGGACGGAGCUCUCUGUGCCCGGACUUCAAGGCAAAGUGCCGUUUGGGGUCUUGGUGACAUUUGCCUACAAAGUGGAAGGAGAGGAUGGUGAGGAACUUCCUGUGGCCACAACCCGUCCGGAGACCAUGUUGGGAGACGUGGCGGUCGCUGUCCAUCCGGACGACCCGCGGUAUAGACACCUUCACGGCAAGAGACUCUGCCACCCGUUCACCCGCCGUAUCCUUCCUGUCCUUACCGACCCCUUUGUGGAGCAGGAGAUGGGCACAGGGGCUGUGAAGGUGACCCCAGCGCACAGCCAUGCCGACUACGAACUGGCUCGGCGGCACAGCCUGCCGUUCAUCUCGGUUAUUGCGGAAGAUGGCACGAUGACGGCCGAGUGUGGCCAUUGGCUACAGGGGCUGCAUAGAUUCCUGGCCCGUGAGAAGGUGUUGUCUGCUUUGAAGGAGAGAGGACUCCAUCGGGGGGCCAAGGAGCAUCCCAUGGUGCUUCCACUUUGCAGAAAUGGCUCGUGGGCCUUGGAGGCUGUGGAGUCUGGAUUCUUGAAGUUGACCCCUAAAUUCCAUGAGAAAAACUGGAGGACUUGGCUCUUGAAUACCAGUGACUGGUGUAUUUCUCGCCAGUUGUGGUGGGGUCAUCAGAUUCCAGCCUAUCGGGUGACGGUUCCCGGAUCACCAGGUGCAUCAGAGCAGGAGGAGAGCGAUGGAUUAUGGGUAGUGGGCAGGACAGAAGCAGAAGCUCGGGGGAAAGCAGCAGGCAUGCUGGGAAAACCAGAAGAGGAUCUAGAGCUGGUGAGAGAUGCCGAUGUCCUGGACACUUGGUUCUCAUCCGGACUUUUCCCUUUCGCUGCGCUGGGCUGGCCCCAUAAGACAGAAGAUCUCCAGCAGUUCUACCCCAAUAGCCUUUUGGAGACUGGGAGUGACCUUCUCUUCUUCUGGGUGGCCCGGAUGGUGAUGCUGGGGAAAGCAUUGACCGGAGAGCUACCUUUUUCUGAGGUUUCCCUUCACUCAAUGGUCCGUGAUGCUCAUGGCAGAAAGAUGAGCAAAUCUCUUGGGAAUGUGAUCAACCCUUUGGAUGUUAUUUAUGGUGCUCCCUUGCAGGUGCUACAGGAGAAGCUUCAAAAUAGCAAUCUGGACCCGAGAGAGGUUGCCAUUGCUAUGGAAGGCCAGCAGCGAGAUUUUCCUCAAGGAAUUCCCGAAUGUGGAACCGAUGCCCUCAGGUUCGCUCUCUGCUCCUAUUCUGCCCAAGGCGACGGCAUUAACCUCGACGUGGCUGCGGUGGAGAGCGCCAGUCGUUUCUGCAACAAAGUGUGGAAUGCCCUGAAGUUUACUUUGGGAGCCUUGGGAGAAGGAUUUACCCCACUGGAGCCAGAGAAGGUCUUCCCUAGCUCCCCAAUGGAGCGCUGGAUCCUCAGUCGUCUCUACCACACAGCGGAAGAUUGUGCCCGGAGGUUUGAAGGAUACGAACUGCAUUCUGUCGCGUCCUCGGUCCAUCUUUUCUGGCUGCACGAUUUCUGCGAUAACUACUUGGAGUCUGUGAAGCCCAUAUUGAGGAGCGGGGAUCCAUCUCGGCUACUCUCCACCCGUCGGACCUUGCACAGUUGUGCGGACGUGGCUCUACGCCUCCUUUCUCCCUUUAUGCCUUUCCUCACAGAGGAACUGUGGCAGCGCCUCCCCAGGAUCGGCUCCCAGUCUCCUCCCAGUAUCUGCGUGGCCAGAUAUCCCAGUGCGGAGCAACUGGCUCACUGGUGUCAUCCUGAUGAAGAGGCAAACUUCCUGUUAGUACAGGAAGUCGUUAGAGCCGUCCGUGCCCUGAGGGCAACUUACCAGCUGACCAAAGCUCGGCCGACAGUGUAUCUGGUUUGCCCAGAGGCAGUUCCCCGUGGCGUAUAUGAGACCUACCGAGAACCCCUGCAGACUUUGUCCUUGGCUGGAACUCUGAGACUCCUCUCAGGUAUCAAGGGAGCAGAACUACCUGCGAGUUGCGUGGCUGCGAAGGGGCAUGAGCACACUGCCAUCUAUGUGGAUCUGCAGGGAUUGGUUGAUCCCCAAAAGGAGCUCCUCAAAUUUGCAUCUCGGCAAAAGAAACUGGAGCGGCAGCUGGCAGAUCUCACCGUACGGGUUCAAGGGGCCAGAUAUCAGGAGCAGGUCUCCCCAAAAGCCAAACUGGAUCACCAGCAAAAGAUUUCCUUGCUGCAUUCCGAGCUGGAGCAAAUAGAACAGGCCAAGUCAGCCCUCCAGAAGAUGCCUGUGAGGCAGGGAUUGUCUCCUGAACCACUUGAGUAGUGAGGACUGGCAGAAUUAGCCUUAGGUGGAUUAAAUGAGAAGAUAUGGAAGACUGGGAAAAGAAGUUGGAAGCUCUGUGGGGUUCUGAGACACCCAGUUCUGCGAUGGAGCCUGUCUUCCGGCAAGAUGAAGGGUGGCGUUGGGUCGGCACACUGACUUGAUUUUGAACACUUGGGGUCACCAGCUGGACUCCAGAAGCCUCCAUGGGCUGACAUGCCGCCUUCACAAGUUUAGAGAAGGGAUAUUUUAUCGCCAACAACAACAACAACAAUAAUUUAUUAUUUGUACCCCGCCCAUCUGGCUGGGUUUCCCCAGCCACUCUGGGCAGCU